Molecule: messenger RNA, 2220 nt
Organism: Onychostoma macrolepis
Lineage: Eukaryota; Metazoa; Chordata; Actinopteri; Cypriniformes; Cyprinidae
Gene: gyg2
Product: glycogenin 2
Exons: 9
Coding region: 296-1516 (406 amino acids)
Cellular component (GO): cytoplasm
Molecular function (GO): glycosyltransferase activity
Source: RefSeq, a predicted model, not a curated record
UUGUUUUCCUUUCAGUAUUUAGUGUAACAAGUUAAAUGAGUCUAUAUUCGAUAUCGGUAGAUCUAUGUUCAGUCGUAGUAGCGGGGGUUGAAUGACCCCUGUCGCGUGACCGUUAGGCUAAUAGUUUUCACUUGAACACUGAGCAUGGAUUGAGGCGCGCUGCUAUUUGAAGAUAGUGGUUUGAAGACUAUGGUUUCAUCGACUUGCCAUUUAUUUUAAACACUGCUAUUUACUUUAUAGCACUCGUUCCAUACAGAUUCCCCUCAUUACUAAGAAGAGCGAUAGAAAAACUGAGAUGGCGGGGGCUCAGGCCUUUGUGACCCUGGCCACCACAGAUGCCUAUAGCAUGGGAUGUUUAGUAGUAGGCAAAAGUUUGCGCAGGCAUGGAACAUCGAGGAAGUUAGUGGCUAUGGUUUCCCCCAAUGUUUCCAGAGCAUCAAGAUUGGCUCUGGAGGAUGUGUUUGAUGAAGUUGUAGUGGUAGAUGUGUUGGACAGUAGAGACAAGGCUCAUCUCACCUGGCUGCGACGUCCUGAACUGGGGGUCACCUUCACCAAACUCCACUGCUGGACCCUUACACAGUACACCAAGUGUGUGUUCUUGGAUGCAGACACACUUGUACUGUGUAAUGUUGAUGAGCUGUUUGAAUAUGAAGAAUUGUCUGCUGCACCUGAUCCAGGCUGGCCGGAUUGCUUCAACUCUGGGGUAUUUGUGUUUAGGCCCUCCCUGAAUACCCAUACCCAGAUACUGGAACACGCUGCACAGCACGGCAGCUUUGAUGGAGGAGACCAGGGCGUUUUAAACACUUUCUUCAGUGACUGGGCAGUAAAAGAUAUCAGGAAGCAUUUACCAUUUGUGUACAACCUCACAGCCGGUGCCGUUUACACGUAUCUACCAGCAUUUCAGCAGUAUGGCCACCAUGCAAAAAUUGUCCACUUCUUGGGUGGGACUAAGCCCUGGCACCUUUCGUAUGAUCCACAGGCUGCCAAUGAGUCAUCUUUAAGGGAUUCCAGCAAGAACUUUAUGAAUUUAUGGUGGGUGGAGUACUACAGUCAAAGACAGCUACAAGUUCAGAAGGAUGACAAGAAUGAAGACUAUUCAGUGCAGCAGUUGGUUUCUCCACAGACACAUCAGACUCCAUCACAAAGCCAAAAGAGCAGCACUGAAGCCCACCACAGAGAGAUGAUGAUGCCCUCUCUACCUCUGAUUUUGGACUCACUAACAAUCAGCUCUAGCUCAUCUGAAAAGUCAGAGGAAUCGAAUAUUCUCUUUGAUGUCCUGACUGGUGGGGAGACUGAAGAGACCCCUGUAGUCAGCCCUCCAUCUGAGCAAGAGAGUGAGCGCACAGAACCAGAGACUGCUGAUGAUUCUGCCACAGCCACUGGAGAAGCUGCUACUGCGGAGACAGAGGUGGACGACCUGGAGCAUCGACGCAUGUGGGAGGAAGGUCGUGCUGAUUAUAUGGGUAAAGACGCCUUUAACAACAUCAUGAGGAAACUUGACAUGUUCCUUGAUUAAUUUUGUGUGUAUGUGCUGGAUGUGUGUUUAUGAGAUUCUAUAAAACCCUAUCUCUAUAUAGUUUUGUUUGUACUGUAUAUCCGUCAUCAUUACAACUGUUACAUUUUCCCCUCCUCAAAUAUAGCUUUUAUAUAUAGCAAAUAUAUUUUUCUACCUCUGUUGUGUAUUUGCCGCAAUGACUGGAUCAUAUCAAACAUACUUUGAAAAAUGUCUCGUAUAUAUAUGUUAAAUGCAAACAUCUAGAUGUAAAAAUCUAGUAAUUCAGUUUCUGUAUUAUGAACCUACACAUGGUAAGAUCUAUCUGUAUGAUUUAGCCUCUGCUGUGAUCUUUUGUUUGCAGUUUUCUUAAAUAAUGGAUUGUAAAUAUGAUCUAUAGCUGAUAAGGGAGACAUUUUGACUUACUGUUUCAAAUCAAUUAUUUAAGUAUUAAUCAAUUAUUAUUAAAUCAUGAGAAAAGAAUUGAUAGAAUGAUUUAGUAUUUAUUGUCAAUGUCCAACAAAAAUCAUGUAACACAUCCUUCAACCAAGAGGAAAUGUGCCUAACAAACAAUGGUCUUCAACAUGUCUUUCUUUGCAGUGCCCUGCAGCAAAAUUGCCAUUUUUUGCCACUAGAGGUCAGCCUAUAAACACUCUCUAGCUUUAACAACUCCACAAACUCCACUGGCAGAGCAUAACAGUCUGAGUUUAAAGGGAUACUCCACCCCA